Phyllotreta striolata is the source of this 978-nucleotide messenger RNA. NCBI's taxonomy places the organism in Eukaryota, Metazoa, Arthropoda, Insecta, Coleoptera, Chrysomelidae. The record is from the annotation of a GenBank genome assembly.
AUGACGUUAGAAAGAAACCCGGGUUGUGAAUUCGAUUUAGGCUGGCUAAACAGCGUCAACGUCAAUCUAUCUGCUGUAAAUCAUCUAGCCAAAAAAAUCUCUUCAUCCAGGGAACUCAAAGGCGAAUACCGAGCAGCCUGGAUUUUGAAAGCCAUUACCUUAAUAGAUCUCACCACUUUGGCCGGAGACGACACCAACAGUAACGUAUCCAGAUUAUGUUUUAAGGCAGCCAAACCUGUAGCCGAAGACCUUCUGCAAGAACUAGGCUUCGAUUACAGCAACGAGUCCCCGAUACACACAGCUGCAGUCUGCGUGUACCCUUCGAAAGUCCAAGACGCCGUUACAACGCUGAAAAAUAUGGGAAUGUCGGGGAAAAUAAAAGUAGCAUCAGUUGCUACCGGUUUCCCCAGUGGCCAAACGCCUUUAAAGACGAGGCUGGAGGAAAUUAAAUUCGCCGUCGAACAAGGCGCCAAAGAAAUAGAUAUUGUCAUCGAUCGAAGUUUAGUGAUAACCGGAAAAUGGGAGAAACUCUACCAAGAAAUCCAAGUCAUGAAGGAAGCUUGCGGUUCGGAGGCCCACUUGAAAGCUAUUUUAGCCACAGGAGAAUUGGGUACACUUGAUAAUGUGUACAAAGCUUCCUUAGUAGCCAUGAUGGCUGGUUCUGAUUUCAUUAAAACAUCUACUGGUAAAGAAUCGGUGAAUGCUACUUUACCGUUUGGAUUAGUCAUGGCUAGAGCUAUUAAGGAAUAUAAUGAAAAAAUGGGUUAUAAGGUUGGUUUAAAACCAGCCGGAGGAGUUAGAACGGCCAAAGAUGCUCUGGAAUGGUUAAUUCUUAUCAAAGAAACGCUGGGAAAAGAUUGGUUAUCACCAGAGUUAUUUCGAUUUGGGGCUUCUGGAUUAUUAGGAGAUUUGGAAAGCAAUUUAUACCAACACGUCACUGGAACGAUUCCAGCUGGAUACGAAUUUACAAUGGGAUGA